AUGGUGAACAAUGUACUUAUUAGAUGUUUUACUUAUUUUUUUAUUUUACUAUUCCAUAGUAAUAUAAUAUACUCAUCAACAUCUAUUAAUUUUUAUCCAUCAUUUAAACAUAUUGUUGAUCAUUUAUCAACUAAUUCAACAUUACCCGAAUGUACACGAACAACAUGUAGUCAAACUGAAACCCAAGCAAAUUUUUCCAAUAUAAAUGUAUCGCAUGAGGAUUUACUUAAAUUAUCUUCAUUCAAUAGAUUAAAUAGAAAAAUGAAUACGGCUCAUGGACCAUAUCUUAUAUCUUCAACUGGUAUUUAUCAUGGUAAACGAAUUAAAUAUCAUAAUCGUUAUGUUGAUCAAUUUCUUGGUAUUUAUUAUGCUGAAAUACCUAAGUCAUUAAAAAAACCAAUAAAAAAACGUUUUAAUUAUACAAUACAAAAUGCAACAAAAUUUAGUCCAUAUUGUAUGCAAUCUAUUAUGAUGGCAGAAAAUCUUUCAUAUGGUUCAUUUGUUAUGCAACAAAGUUUUAAUGAUAAUUGUCUUUCAUUAAAUAUCUAUCGAGCUGAUUUGCGUCAUGGAGAAGAACGAAAAGCUAUUAUGUUAUUUUCACAUGGUGGUUCAAAUCAAUUAGGUGGUGGAUCAUUAUUUGAUGGAAGUAUAUUAGCUAGUGAAGGUGAUAUUAUUGUUAUAACAAUGAAUUUUCGUUUGAAUUAUCAUGGAUUUUUAUCAAGUGGAGAUAGUCGAGUUCGAGGUAAUUAUGGCCUAUGGGAUCAAUUAUUAGCUGUUGAAUGGAUAUAUGAAAAUGCACAUUUAUUCGGUGGUGAUCCACAUCGAAUAGUUUUAGCUGGUCAUUCAGCAGGUGCUGGAAAUGUUAUGUUAAUACCCGCAAGUCCUUAUUGCCGUGGUAUGGUAAAACGUGUCAUAUCACAAUCAGGUACUGGCUUAGCACCAUGGAGUAUCAAUCGUAAUCCAUUUAAAUUACUUGAACGUUUUUCUCAAGAUUUUAAUUGUGUACGUUCCGAUGAACAAGAGAUGUUUAAUUGUGUUUAUCAAUUAUUAGAAAACAGUAAUGGAGAUAUAUAUCGUCUUCAUUUAAGUCUUAAUAUAGCUGAUGAUAAUCCAUAUCCUGUAAUUGAUUAUGAUUUUAUAAAUGAUACAAUUGAGAAUGUUUUACAAAGUGAUGUUUAUAAAAAUGUUGAUUUUUUAACAGGUGUGACAUUAAAUGAAGGUUUAUAUUUUGCUGAAUAUCAUAUAAAACAUUUACUUAAUGGACUUUCAAAUCAAUCAUUAUCAAUGGGUAAAGCUCCAUUAAGAGAAAAACGUUCUAUUAUUUUUCCGAAUUCAACUGCUAUUAUUGCACCCGAUAUAACAUUUACAACAAAUCUUGAAAAUGAUAAAAGAUUAAAAGAAAUAUCAGAACAAAGUGCAAGUAUUGAACAAUCAUCGAGUUCUCUCAACGUAAGUGUUCUUCUUGAACGUUUUGUUAAAGUAAAUUAUAUCGAACGAUAUAUUGAUGCAAAUUUUCAACAUGGAAAAUGUUUUAUGGAUAAAGUUAAAAAGAAAUAUGAAUUAUCAGCAAAUAAGGAUGUUACUACCCGUUUAAAACUUUAUAUUGAUCUUGUUUCGGAUUUAAUGUUUAAUUUUCAUAUGGUUCGUUGUUUAAAUUUACGUGCUAUGGUACCAAAGAUAAAUUCAACAAAUUAUGCUUAUGUUUAUGCACAUCGACCUACAUUUAAAGUUAAAAGUGCAUUUCGAGAUCAAAAACUUUUACCAGAUGCUGUUGGCCAUUUUGCAGAAUUAGAUUAUGUGUUUGGUGUACCAUUAGCACGUAAUUAUUCUCGUAUACAUCGAAAUGUUAAUAUGAGUUUUUAUAAUUAUACAAGCGAUGAAAUAAAUUUUAGUCGAAAAAUUAUACGUUAUUGGUCAAAUUUUAUAAAAACUGGAAAUCCAAAUAUAAACCCAUCGUUUCCUGAUAAAGUUGAUACUGAAUGGAAAUCAUAUACAAAUAAGAAUCAUAAUUAUUUAUAUUUUCAAUUAAAUAAUAUUCAUAAUGAAAUCAAUUAUUUUGAUUCAAUGUAUGAUUUUUGGCUUAAAUGUUUUCAAACUGAAGAUCAAGGUGGUUGUACGAAAGGAAAAAUAAGAAAACAUUUGGCAUUAUUUUUAUUUAUAUGCAGUUCUAUAUUUAUUCUUACAAUAAGUUAUUUAAUUUGGAAAUAUUUUCAAAUGAAAAAAAAAGGACAAUUAUUCGCUCAUGAAUCACCAACAACUUUACUCCCUCAUCUUGGUCGUGUGUCAACAUAA
This is a messenger RNA of Adineta steineri, 2292 nucleotides long. The record is from the annotation of a GenBank genome assembly. NCBI's taxonomy places the organism in Eukaryota, Metazoa, Rotifera, Eurotatoria, Adinetida, Adinetidae.